This is a messenger RNA of Pimephales promelas (fathead minnow), 3414 nucleotides long. RefSeq names its product zinc finger protein 362a (gene znf362a). Gene Ontology annotation, cellular component: nucleus. Lineage: Eukaryota; Metazoa; Chordata; Actinopteri; Cypriniformes; Leuciscidae. Gene Ontology annotation, molecular function: RNA polymerase II cis-regulatory region sequence-specific DNA binding; DNA-binding transcription factor activity, RNA polymerase II-specific. The record is from RefSeq and is a predicted model, not a curated record. Gene Ontology annotation, biological process: regulation of transcription by RNA polymerase II.
CUGUGUCUGCAGCACCAGAAGUGAACGACAGGCGACCCGGAAGGUCUGAACUCCCUCCGAAGGCAAAGCCGAAACAACAUCUCAACCUUUCAAUAAAUCUAAUAAAUCCGCCGUCGAGCUCUGUAAGAAUGGCAGAACCUAGAUUUAAUAAUCCAUACUUCUGGCCUCCUCCGCCGUCUAUUCCUGGUCAGCUGGAUAAUCUCGUGCUGAUUAACAAGAUCAAAGAACAGCUAAUGGCGGAGAAAAUCAGACCUCCGCACCUGCCGCCCACUUCUGUCCCUUCCCAGCAGCCCUUGCUGGUUCCACCCACAUCCACAGAAGGCGGGCAGCAGAAUAUAUCGACGCCCAAGCUGCAGCAGAUGCCAGGACUCCACGUGCACAACAGCUCUCAGCCCGACAUCGCCCUGCACGCUCGACCCGCCUCCAGCUCCGUCGCAGGUCGCAUUCUGGGGGACGUCAACUUGAAUCUGGACGAUAAGGCUGCCAUUAAAGCAAGGGGAUUGUGGGAAGACUGGCAUUUGCGGCAAAUCAUAGACCAGCCGUCCAGAGCGAAUCAUCUUUCAGGACUGUCACUGACGUCUUCUCGAAACACAUCAGACAGCGUGACUCCGACCACCCCGACCACUCCAACCACCAGCAGUCAGACUCUUUCCCCAAACCUCAUCUCAGGACUGGCCGGCGGGCCCGGGAUGGAGGCUUUCAAAAACAGCGGAGGACUGGCAGGACUGCUGGGUCCCCCUCCCAAGAGCAUAGGACGGGGUCGCAAAAAGAUCAAAGCUGAAAACUCCUCCGGGCCGCUCUUAGUCGUUCCCUACCCGAUCCUGGCCUCGGGAGUCGACCAAUCACCCAGCGGCAUCCCUGCCAAGGAGGGCAAAACAUACAGAUGUAAAGUGUGUCCGCUGACGUUCUUCUCCAAGUCGGACAUGCAGAUACACUCCAAAUCCCACACGGAAGCAAAGCCCCACAAGUGCCCUCACUGCACCAAGUCCUUCGCCAACGCGUCCUACCUGUCUCAGCACCUGCGCAUUCACCUGGGAGUGAAGCCUUAUCACUGCUCCUACUGCGAGAAAUCCUUCCGCCAGCUCUCCCACUUACAGCAGCACACCAGAAUCCACACAGGCGAUCGGCCGUAUAAAUGUCUACAUCCAGGCUGUGAAAAGGCCUUCACGCAGCUCUCCAAUCUGCAAUCCCACCAGAGAUCACAUAAUAAAGACAAGCCUUACAAGUGCUCCAACUGUUACCGCGCGUACUCUGACUCCGCCUCCCUCCAAAUCCACCUAUCGGCUCACGCCAUCAAAAACGCCAAGGCGUACUGUUGCAGCAUGUGUGGGCGCGCAUACACCUCUGAGACCUACCUUAUGAAGCACAUGUCCAAGCACACGGUGGUAGAACAUCUGGUGAGUCAACACUCGCCACAAAGGACCGAUUCCCCCAACGUUCCCGUUCGCAUUUCCCUCAUCUGAGCUCCGGGUCCUGCGGUCAGUCUUUCCCAAUCUUGGCAUAAGCAAGCAAAAUCGCCUGUUCUUGGUGGUUUGACUUUUUUUUUUUUUUGGUGUGUGUGUGUUAGUUUGUUUAAUUUUUGAGAACAUUCCAAAAGGUAUUAGACUGUGCGGAUAGAGGCUGAAAACACAGCGGCGACUUCGGGAGGUCGAAGUUACACGCGUCACUCUUCUUGAACUCGUUGUUGGGUUCGAUACGGAAUAAUCGGGAAAUCCAAAGAUGGUUUCACAGCACUUUCAGGCCACGCAGGUUUGGCUUUAAACGUUUCUGGUCUGUUAUGACAAUAAAGGCAUUGCUCUUGGCAGCUAAACGUUUGGGACUGUAGGUAUUAUGCAUUAUAAAAUCAGAAGACAUACUUUGGACCAAGUCCAGUACCUCCUCUCUUAUUUUUCUAUGCUGUCUGGGAAAAACACCCUUCUCUUGGGCAACUCCGAGUUGGUUUAGAGACCAAUGGUCUUGUGUUUUGAUAAUGUUUUUCUUUCCUUGCUUGUAGGGAAAUUGUAUUAAAAUACGUUUAGCAUUCAAGUAAACUUCUCUGUUAUAAACCUGCAGAGGACUUUACUGACAAAUCAGCACAUUUAGAUGUUUUCUUAGUGCUUUACAAAAAUGUUUUGUGGUCUGGUGCCAAAAAUGAAAUAUGAAAAAUGGCGUGAACACAGAAUUCACACUUUAAAAAAGUGUAAACUUGCACCAACUCAAGUCAGCAUGCAUUUGAUGUUCUCGAAACUGUCAGGAAAUGUCCACAAUCUUAUAUUUUGCAUAAAGAAAAUGAAGGUUUAGUUUUUUUUUUUGCAUUAAUCCCCUUAUUAUUUAAAUCGUAGAGUACACUUAUUGUUGUAUUUGUAACACUUUACAAUAAGGUCUCACUAGUCAACUAACAGCGAUCAAUGUAUUUUAUUAAUCUUUGUUAUACUAUGGGACGGUUGAAUGCUUGAAUCUGAUUGGUUGGCACACGUUCAGGCCGAAUGAUUUCUGUUAUUUCAAAGGUUUAGUAAAUAAUUAUAGUAAACAAUAGGAUAAAAACAACUGAUUAUGUACAGAAAGCACAUAUCAGAUGUAAUGUUUUGUUAAUAAAAUGUUAGUUCACAGUGCAUUAACUAAUGUUAACAAAUGAAACCUUACUGUAAAGUGUUAGCAUUGUACUAAACUUAGCUCAUGCUUUUAUUUUAAUAUUAAUUUGCCCAGACAGUUUUUAUUACUGUAUAACAGUAAUGUGAUUUAAUUUUAUUUUCCCUCCAAACCAGUACAUUUUUUUUUCUCUACUGGUUUGGAGGGAUUUUACGAGAAUUUAAAAAAAAAAAAAAAAAAAACCUUAAAUGGUUUCGUUUAGUUUUAUUCGUAUUAAAAAUUCCUACUUUUCGUUUAAUUUGGGGUUGAAAUAUAACGUGGACAUGUUCUUGAAAUUCAGCCAUAUGCCGUUUUAAAUUUGACACAGGACAGGGGGAUAAUAUCUGGAUUACAAUGCAGAGUUGCCCAUGAGAUUUGUGUAGCUGAAUUGAUGUCUAGAAUACCUCCUUGGCUUAUUAUACAUGUUUAUACUUAUUACCAUGUUUAAAUAUUAACAACUAACAUGUUGAUUUUACACAUUUUUAAGCCUUAACCAUUUUAUCACUAGUUGUUUACCAUCACAUUUUAUAUAUUUUAUACCAUAUUGGUGUUUACUUGUGUAUUCAGUACUUUUUAUGUAAUUUUAUUUCCUAGCAUGAACAUGCUGUAAAUAAACUAUACAGUACUUAAGUGUUAACCAGUUUAUAUAAAAUGACUACAUGUCUAGUUAUUAUAAAAUAUACCUUUUUAAUUGUCUUGAAAUGUGGUACUCGAUAAGAUCCGCCUUGGCUGCUAAAUGCAAAGUCAAGACACGCCGAUGGAACGGACUUUGUAAAAGUAAGCAAAUAAAUAUAUGAGAAAAUUCUG